Molecule: messenger RNA, 660 nt
Organism: Trypanosoma cruzi
Lineage: Eukaryota; Euglenozoa; Kinetoplastea; Trypanosomatida; Trypanosomatidae
Product: transcription elongation factor, putative
Exons: 1
Coding region: 1-660 (219 amino acids)
Biological process (GO): DNA-templated transcription
Source: RefSeq, a predicted model, not a curated record
AUGUCAGAUGCAGUCGAAGGCUCAUGGUGCGACUCCGGAAGCGACUGGAGCGCGUCGAGUGCCUCCCCGGAACUGCGCAGCCUUAUCAACGCGGCGUUUCUUCGAUUUAUAUCCACAAGUCACGGUCGUCUCAAGAGGCCCACACAUCGGCAUGACGAGGUUCCCUCCACGCAUUCCAGGAGGCGUGGGGUUCGUCAGAGACUGGAAGAGUCCCUUCAAAUUUCCGCAGGGACGACAGGAGUCCCGUCCGCUCUUCUUGAUGGCAUCGUGUCGGCAAUUCGGCAGCAAAGUGAUCACGUGCACGCGGCGGCUCUCAUUGUGCAUCAUCUCUCUGACCCUGAGAACAGUGCUCUCCGUCAGGCCUUAUUAGAAAGUCGGCUCUCCCCCACAGCGCUUGCGUCCAUGGCGGAGAGUGAACUCGUCAACCCAAAACUUAGAGAAAAGUGGGAGAAACAACGCCUGAAGAAUUUGGAGCAAAAGACCGUUAUUUUUGUUGAACAGCUUACAGCAAUGGUGACAUCCAUCUACACCUGUCCCGCCUGUGGCGGCCAACGGUGCACUUUGAGACGGCGACAGGCCGACAAGCAGAAAUGGGCUGGCGACGAUGAAGCACCUAAUCUCUUGACUUGUUGCGCCUGUUCUCAUGCCUUUAGGCGGUAA